AUGCCAGGGCUGGGCGUUGGGACUGGUCACUCCCAGACACGGGUCGAGGUGCCCACAGGCCGGGUGCAGGGAGCUCUCACCCCACCGCCCAACUUCGUGUCCCCCAGGUACCUGGCCAAGCUGUCAUCGGUGGGGAGCAUCUCCGAGGAGGAAACCUGUGAGAAGCUGAAGGGGCUGAUCCAGAGGCAGGUGCAGAUGUGCAAGCGGAACUGGGAGGUCAUGGACUCGGUGCGCCGCGGCGCCCAGCUGGCCAUCGAGGAGUGCCAGUACCAGUUCCGGAACCGGCGCUGGAACUGCUCCACGCUCGACUCCCUGCCCGUCUUCGGCAAGGUGGUGACGCAAGGGACUCGGGAGGCAGCCUUCGUGUAUGCCAUCUCUUCAGCCGGGGUGGCCUUUGCAGUGACGCGUGCGUGCAGCAGUGGGGAGCUGGAAAAGUGUGGCUGUGACCGUACAGUACAUGGGGUCAGCCCCCAGGGCUUCCAGUGGUCAGGCUGCUCAGACAACAUUGCCUACGGCGUGGCCUUCUCACAGUCGUUCGUGGAUGUGCGGGAGAGAAGCAAGGGGGCCUCGUCCAGCCGGGCCCUCAUGAACCUGCACAACAAUGAGGCCGGCAGGAAGGCCAUCUUGACACACAUGCGGGUGGAGUGCAAGUGCCACGGGGUAUCUGGCUCCUGUGAGGUGAAGACGUGCUGGCGGGCCGUGCCCCCCUUCCGCCAGGUGGGUCAUGCGCUGAAGGAGAAGUUCGACGGAGCCACGGAGGUGGAGCCACGCCGCGUGGGCUCCUCCAGGGCGCUGGUGCCACGCAACGCCCAGUUCAAGCCGCAUACCGACGAGGACCUGGUGUACUUGGAGCCCAGCCCGGACUUCUGUGAGCAGGACAUGCGCAGCGGCGUGCUGGGCACGAGAGGCCGCACCUGCAACAAGACGUCCAAGGCCAUCGACGGCUGCGAGCUGCUGUGCUGCGGCCGCGGCUUCCACACAGCCCAGGUGGAGCUGGCCGAACGCUGCAGUUGCAAGUUCCACUGGUGCUGCUUCGUCAAGUGCCGCCAGUGCCAGCGGCUUGUGGAGCUGCACACGUGCCGAUGACCUCCAGGCCCGGCCACGCGCCCAGCAACCACCCAGUGGCUCCGGGGGAGGCCGGUAAUUUAAACAGUCCUUCACCCACCACCUGCCCUGAAAGAUACUGGUUGUAUUUUUUGUUUUGGUUUGGUUUUUGGGUCCUCAUGUUAUUUAUUGCCGAAACCAGGCAGGCGACCCCGAGGUCACCAACCAGGGUAUGUCUGAAGCCUAGGCCUUUGUGGCUGCCACUGACCAAAGAGCAGCCUCUGGCUGUCACCCUGGGCUGCUGCUGACCACUUCUUGUUAUCCCAAUUUUCUACUUGCAGACUUAAGGUAGGUAACAAGGAGAGUGACAGCCACAAGGUGACUGGCCCUGCCUACUAGGGGAGGGCGGUGGCCCUGAUCAGGGCUGUCACCAUGGGAGUUUUACCACCACCUGCCCACAACCCUCCCCACCCCACACACUCAUACACACACGCUCCCAGCUGCUUGGGCUGCAAAGGGAACUCGCAGAUACCAGGUCUAGGAUGCAGGGCUCAUUUCAGCCCUCACGGGGGCAGUGACAAGAGGUCAGAGCUCUGCGGGUGGGGGGCAGGGGACUUUCCAGGCCCCCUCCCCUCCCCCCGCAGCGGGGCAGGAGGUGAGGGUAAGAGAAGCUACAGUCCCACCCAGAGCCUCCCCACUCCAGGACCUCCUCAAAGUGGGCAUCACCAACCUCGCCCCUCCUGGGAAGAGCUGAUCCCAGUGGGAUUCUACGGCGCCGAGAGCUGCUCUCACAGCACUGCUCCGCCUUGAGACUGAGGAAGGGAGUCAGACUCGCGUGCGCACGCACAGAAGAAAGGCCUGGCACCUUUCUCCCCAGCCAUAUUCCAGCCCCUCCACACACGUACUGGCUGCAAGCUGGGGAUGGGACCAUCUCAUUUGAUGUUCACAGCCAACCUGGGAGGCAGACAGAAGCAGGGCUGCUUGUACCCGUCUUAUAGUUGAGGGGGAAACUUUUGACUAUCCAGGUCACAGUGAGGUAGAUGACAAGGCUAUACCGCAGGAGACCCCCACAUGGCCUCCAGGCCCAGGCCCAGAAGCUGCAGGCUCUUUGGGUCUGAGCUGUGGAGUGGGGGUUCUGGCUGGUGGGUGAGGGCACGGCAGCGGACAGGCCCUGAGGAAUGAGACUUCCCGCUGGAAGACUAGGGAAGUGGGCAACUGAGGUUCAAGGUUCCACGGGAACUGAAGAGCCCCUGAGGGGCAGCACAAGCAGCCUGGGCCUAACCCUGUGUCCCAACCAAACUCUCAGAAGCCUGGCCCAGACUUGUGUGAGCAGAACAUGGGCAGAGCAAGGCCUGGCCCUUGACCCAGCCACUUCCCAGUUGGACUUUCAUCACCAAGGAGCUCGCUAUCCAAGGCUCCUGCUCAGGCCCUAUCCAGUCUGAGGUCUGGAGCGCUGGGUUCCCCGUUAGGGGUUCCCAGACCUCAAGCUCUUGGCUCCAGCAUUCGGUGUCUGGAUUCAAAGUCCCUGGAUCAGAAUAUGGCUCUGGUCUGCAGAAACUCCCCCAGACCUGUGGUCUGUGCCUCCUGGUAUUGGCUCGCUCAUGGAGAGGUCAAAACCCUGGGCUCGCAGCCAAGCUCUCUGUUCAAUGUCCAUCCAGAAAGGAGGCCAGAAGCAAGUGAGAUGCUGCAGCCGAGUGUGGGGUCAUCCUGAGGCAGGCCAGCUCAGAUGGGGAUGAAAGCUGAGCUGUCCAAGUGUCCGGGAGCAGCCUAGCCAGGACCACCGCGGCUCGAACAGGCUCAUUCGGCUGGUUUUCCACCCACAACUCCUCACUUGCAAGAGCCAAACCCAAAGGACGCAUUAGGAGCCUCCCGCCCUACUCCAGAGAACAGGGCCACCACCCUGUCAUCCCAGAGCUGAGAGAGAGGAGUCCAGGCUGGCGUGUAGUGGUGAGCCUGCUGGGGACUGCUCAAAAUGCAUCCUCCUGGGGUUCUGAAGGGCUGAGACCUAGGAGAAUCACACCCAGUUCUGGGAACUUCUGCCCACUGCUAGCCUUUCCACCACUUCCCCAAAGGCAUCGACAGUCCCAGGAAAGUGGCGCUACUUUGAUCACAACCAGCUCCAAACUGCUCCAAUAAAGGAGGCGCAGGCCUGGCAGAGGUUCGUCACUGCCCACUCAUUCCUGGGCCCACAGGGUUCGAGAAGCUGGCCGGAGGGAACCCUGGCCUGUCUGAAGCCCUCUUGCCUAGUCUUGCCCCAAGGUGAAGACUGUGCCCUCUGAGGUGGAGGAUUGGACAGGCCCCAGCUCCUCCGGAUGCUGCUACUCAUCUGCGCCCCCAUCUCGUUGUCCAGUUUUGAUACUAGGCUGCUGCCAUUGUGACCUCCCCGUGACAGUCUGAUGCACGAUAAAAUGAUUAUUUCUUUA
This is a messenger RNA of Echinops telfairi (small Madagascar hedgehog), 3467 nucleotides long. RefSeq names its product Wnt family member 4 (gene WNT4). Bases 1 to 1086 code for a protein of 361 amino acids. Gene Ontology annotation, biological process: canonical Wnt signaling pathway; multicellular organism development; neuron differentiation. Gene Ontology annotation, cellular component: extracellular region. The record is from RefSeq and is a predicted model, not a curated record. Lineage: Eukaryota; Metazoa; Chordata; Mammalia; Afrosoricida; Tenrecidae. The transcript has 4 exons. Gene Ontology annotation, molecular function: frizzled binding; cytokine activity.